Messenger RNA from Rhizopus microsporus ATCC 52813, 872 nucleotides. RefSeq names its product GTP cyclohydrolase I. Lineage: Eukaryota; Fungi; Mucoromycota; Mucoromycetes; Mucorales; Rhizopodaceae. Gene Ontology annotation, biological process: tetrahydrofolate biosynthetic process; tetrahydrobiopterin biosynthetic process. The transcript has 7 exons. Gene Ontology annotation, molecular function: zinc ion binding; GTP binding; GTP cyclohydrolase I activity. Gene Ontology annotation, cellular component: cytoplasm. Bases 177 to 866 code for a protein of 229 amino acids. The record is from RefSeq and is a predicted model, not a curated record.
AUUGAAGAUCAUUUCAUUGGACCAAUUACCUUUGUUACACUCAAGUUUUCGAUGCAAGAUUACCCAAUAAAAUGACUAUAUUUUGAGAUUUACAGUCACUCUUCCAUGGAAGCCAUAAAACCCAUCUUUUUUGGCAUCUCUUUUUUUUCUUUAAACAAAAUAGACCAUACAAGCAUAUGACAGGCUUAUCCAAACAAGAGAUUAAUAGAAUCACAGAUAAAGCUACUACUGCUGUAGAAGUAGAUGGCAUGAGCUGGCCAAGUUUAGGAGCAAAGAAAAGAAGGGACGAAACAGCCGAAGAGAGAGUAGAAAGGGAAAACAAGAUUGCAGAUGCUGUAAAGAUUAUACUGGAAUGCAUCGGUGAAGAUCCUGAACGAGAAGGAUUGUUGAAGACUCCAGAUAGAUAUGCAAAGGCAUUGAUGUUCUUUACAAAAGGCUAUGAACAAAAUAUCCGAGAUGUUGUGAAUGAAGCUGUAUUUGAAGAAGAUCAUGAUGAAAUGGUAUUGGUAAAGGAUGUAGAUGUGUUUUCAUUAUGUGAACACCAUAUGGUACCAUUCAUGGGCAAGAUUCAUAUUGCAUAUAUUCCAAACCGUCGUGUAGUUGGCUUAAGUAAGCUAGCACGUAUCGCCGAAAUGUUUGCUAGAAGAUUACAAGUACAAGAAAGAAUGACAAAGCAAGUCGCUACUGCAUUGAUGGAUAUUUUACAGCCUCAAGGAGUGGCAGUUGUCAUGGAAUGCUCACAUCUGUGUAUGUGUUCACGAGGGGUCCAGAAACCUGGUAGCUCAACCAUUACGAGCUGUAUGUUGGGAGUAUUUAGAAGCAAUCCAAGAACAAGAGAAGAGUUCCUUAGUUUAAUUAAGCGAUAAUAAAUA